Messenger RNA from Paramacrobiotus metropolitanus, 1357 nucleotides. Its product is annotated as inositol oxygenase-like. Gene Ontology annotation, biological process: inositol catabolic process. The transcript is spliced from 2 exons. The record is from RefSeq and is a predicted model, not a curated record. Gene Ontology annotation, molecular function: inositol oxygenase activity; iron ion binding. Lineage: Eukaryota; Metazoa; Tardigrada; Eutardigrada; Parachela; Macrobiotidae. Bases 198 to 1079 code for a protein of 293 amino acids. Gene Ontology annotation, cellular component: cytoplasm.
GUCCUUCAGAUUGUUCGACGAUAGCACACAUCGGGCGAUUGUUCGUCGAUCCAUCAUUAACGGCAGCAACGGCAGCAUCGCCUCCAUAAGUACUUUCACGCUCAGUUCCGUCUGAAAAAUCAUUUAACUGCAAAUCGUUUUACCACUUUACAUCGUAUAAGUUGACGUCUGCAACUUGCUUAAUAUUUUGCAUUGAAAUGGGCAAAAUAAUCCUCGAUGACCCAUCCGAAUUCCGCCCGGAACCCAUCCACAGUGACCUUCAGCUGAAGUUCACCCCGGAAGCCAAGCCAACCGAGCAAUUCCGCGAUUACACUGCCGCCAACCAGUAUUUCGAUCGGGUAAAGAAAACCUACCUGGACAUUCACACCCAUCAGACCGUGCAGUUUGUGGAGCGAAAGAUAGCGGAAUGGGGUCGCUUCGACCGUUGCAAGAUGACCAUUAUGGAGGCACUGGAUUUGUUGAAUGCCAUGGUGGAUGAGAGUGAUCCGGAUAUCAAUCUGCCCAAUAUCGCUCAUGCUUUCCAAACAGCCGAACAGAUUCGCACAGUAUGGCCGGAACACGACUGGUUUCAUCUCACCGGCUUGAUCCAUGACCUGGGCAAGGUCAUGGCGGUCUGGGGUGAACCGCAGUGGGCCGUUACCGGCGACACUUUCGUGGUUGGUUGUGAAUUCGUCAAUUCAAUCGUAUUCCGCUCGGACACGUUCAACCAUAAUCCGGAUGGGUGCAAUCCAAAGUACAACACAAAAUACGGAAUGUACCGGCCGAACUGUGGUCUGGAGCAGAUUAAACUCUCAUGGGGCCAUGACGAGUACUUGUACCGAGUUCUCGUGCACAACAAGUCUACGCUGCCCAAGGAAGGCCUCAGUAUGAUCCGUUUUCACUCUUUUUAUCCUUGGCAUACCGGCGAGGACUACAUGCACCUGUGCAACGCCGAAGACAUGGAGAUGCUCAAAUGGGUGAGAGAAUUCAACAAGUUUGACCUUUACACCAAAUGCGAACGCUUUCCGGACAUUGAGGCACUUAAGCCUUAUUAUCAGGCGCUUAUCGACAAAUACAUGCCCGGGAAACUGGAAUUUUGAUAAUGAGUGUCGGAAUCCAAUGUAAGCAGAAAAGAUCGAUAAAACAAACAAAAAAGCAGCGUUUUUGAAACACAAGUAAUCGUACUGUGCGAAGAAAUCCAGAUAUAAAAUCUUUUGACUUUCGUAAACCCGCUUCGCCAGCUAUUUAACUGUGGAAUUAUGCCUGUACUGUUUAAUAAUUUGUUGUGAUUAAUUUUUACAACACAACCGAACUGAACAAUAUUCGAUGCACUGUGCCUGAAAAUCAGGAAAUCAAUAAAUUCGGUGCGGCGUAGUUA